Messenger RNA from Mya arenaria, 663 nucleotides. Its product is annotated as inactive C-alpha-formylglycine-generating enzyme 2-like. The transcript is spliced from 6 exons. The record is from RefSeq and is a predicted model, not a curated record. NCBI's taxonomy places the organism in Eukaryota, Metazoa, Mollusca, Bivalvia, Myida, Myidae. Bases 19 to 663 code for a protein of 214 amino acids. Gene Ontology annotation, cellular component: endoplasmic reticulum.
UCCAUUCCAAUAAUCAAAAUGGCGUGGGUUAUAGGAUUAAAUACGUUACAAAUAGUUUUAAUACAGUGUUCCUUUCAGGAAAUAUUUUGUUUGAGAAGUCAAGAAGUGGACAGUUUGAUAGAGCGAGGCUAUAACCUGAAGGAUUCUAUGAGGCAGCAGCUAGGAGGAAAGUUUACCAUUGGUAUCAAUGACCCCAAAUCUGACACGGGCGAGUACCCGGUUCGCAAGACGGAAGUGAAACCUUUCUACAUGGACAUCUAUCCAGUAACAAACGCCCAGUUCUGGAAGUACAAGAUGUCAAAGAAAAAGUACCGCACUUCUGCCGAGAAGGCCGGCUUCAGCUGGGCGCUUAUGUCCUUCUUAAGCGACUCGGUCUUGGACAAAUGGACCUCAGCGUCCGCUGACCCGUGGUGGGUUGCCGUGAAAGGGGCUCAGUGGGAUAGGCCCGAAGGACCAGGAACACAGAUCCGAAACAAGCUCGACUACCCAGUUGUCCAUGUGAGUUACCAGGACGCCAAGGCAUACUGCCAGUGGGUGGGGAAACGGUUACCAAAUGAAGAAGAGUGGGAAUUCGCCGCGAGAGGGAGUUUGAAAGGUGGAUUGUCUUCUGAAAACUUAUUUGAAGGCUCGGGCAACCACGAACUCAACACUUUUGCUUCCUGA